CGCUUACGUCACUGAUGAUGCACAAAUGAUUGACAUGCAUUUUGAAGCGGUGCAAACUAAUGGGGACGACAGUCGUGCCAAAAAAGAAGCGAUUACAAGGGGAUAAUGAGAAGAUCCACUUUCAUAGUUGGAAUGAUGGACCUUUUGGAAUCGGUUUACCAACACGGAGUGAAGGCAAAUCACACACCGGUUUAAAUAUAUUUAACCUCCCUCUAACAAUGUCUUCUCCUGAAAUUGCUUCUCUUUCAUGGGGCCGGAUGACAGUGAAAGGUUGUUCCACGACAUACAAAGACUGCAAAGUGUGGCCAGGAGGCAGCCGCACGUGGGAUUGGAGAGAAACAGGAACUGAUCAUGUCUCUGGUGUCCAGCCUGCAGAUGUGGAAGAAGUCGUUCAGAAAGGUGCCAAAACAUUAGUGAUUGGCCGUGGCAUGAGUGAGGCCUUGCAGGUGCCAUCAUCCACUGUGGACUACCUUAAAAAACAUGGGAUUGACGUGCUCGUCCUGCAGACAGAGAAAGCGGUGAAAGAAUACAAUAAUCUAGCCUCCAAAGGGGUCAAAGUGGGGGGUGUCUUCCACUCCACCUGCUAGAGUAUAGGGGUAGCUCCCCCAUUUCCCACCCUCUUGUGCCUUUUGGUGGACGGGGAAAAACAGCUGCUUUUUAUUAACACAGGAGCCUUGUCUUGCCGCUUGCCUCAAUCCUUGAAAACGUUGAAGAAACAAAAACAAAUAGCAGAGGUGAAAAGUGCCAUAGCAUCAUGAAUGCAAAGGAAACGAGCAUCUGCAGAACUACGAUAUCACAAGAUUAAAAGCGGGAAGGUUCCAGAUGGGUCCUGCACCAUAUAUUCAUUCAGGAGCAUAAGAGUCGCAAUGGAAGAAUCAAUGGAAUCAUUGGAAGUUUGGUUGUGAGGGAAAUCCAGCUAGGGAGACAGAGAAGCUUGAGUUCUUUCAAACCACAUUUCAAACCUCUAUACAUGGGUACCAUCAUUUCUUCCUCUCUCAAGCCCUGGACACCCAGAAAGAAGAUGGAGGUAGUGACGAAAACACUCGCACUGUUAUUCACUUUUUCAAGAUGGUUCAUCUCACAAUUACAAGUUUUCCACUGAGGUGUCUAGGACGUGGAAGUCGUCCUAGUCUAGGAUUUGGAAGUUCCUAGCCAGAAAAAGAUGCUCCGUGCCAUCUUGGUGAGCUUCUGCUUCCACUUUCUCCUUUUCCAACAUGAGGUUGUUUUUUUAAACAUAGUGGACACGAAGAGACAGAAGCUGUUGGCAUUUUCCAUUUGGAACGUUCCACGUACUUUUUGAGCAAAUGGGAAAAGUGACUACCCAAUCUCCAGAUCCAGCUUUCAGUGACAAAAAGAGAUGGAGAAAACAGCCGAUUUGAAAGUAUAUCAAGUAGUCUUAUAUUGCAUCAGUGUAUUUUGUCCCAGUAUAAACUGCUGGCUGGCUGCCGCUGACCUCAGUUUCAGGCAGUAGUUUUCCUAAUCCCACCUGAAGAUGCAGGGUGGGGUAGGGUUUGAACCAGAAUCUUCUGCAAGCAUCUUCUACACAUCUUGCAUAUGGGCCAAGUAACAAACUCUCAAGUCCUAGGCAAAAUGUGGCUGAUUUUUUAUCUUGUGACCCCUUCAGUCUCUCUGGACUAUCCUUUCUCUGGCUGAAGCCUCCAGGAAAUGAACUUUGCAUUUUAUGUAAGUUGUGAAUACAGUGUGCCCGCGUCAUACGCGGGCGCACCAUACGCAGCCUUGAGCAUACGCGCUCAAGCCGCGGGGCGGAAGGGACGACGCGUCCCAUUCAAUUGUGUCUGUUGUGCCCCGCGCGCCGCC
Messenger RNA from Sceloporus undulatus (fence lizard), 1818 nucleotides. RefSeq names its product adipogenesis associated Mth938 domain containing (gene AAMDC). NCBI's taxonomy places the organism in Eukaryota, Metazoa, Chordata, Lepidosauria, Squamata, Phrynosomatidae. Bases 60 to 587 code for a protein of 175 amino acids. Gene Ontology annotation, biological process: positive regulation of fat cell differentiation. The transcript has 4 exons. The record is from RefSeq and is a predicted model, not a curated record. Gene Ontology annotation, cellular component: cytoplasm.